Molecule: messenger RNA, 2557 nt
Organism: Ixodes scapularis (black-legged tick)
Lineage: Eukaryota; Metazoa; Arthropoda; Arachnida; Ixodida; Ixodidae
Exons: 15
Coding region: 269-2449 (726 amino acids)
Cellular component (GO): intracellular membrane-bounded organelle
Source: RefSeq, a predicted model, not a curated record
CGACGUCAGUUUCGUACCUUAGUCCGCCCACUCUUUGUAUGGAUUAAACGACUGCUUGCGUUUAUACGCGACUUCGUAGUUGAGAUAAACGUUUAUCAGGCGGUCACGUGAUGUUCCCUCUUUUCUUACAUUUGUUUUCUUUUUUUCUUUCUUUUUGACGGAGUCUAACUGGGCUUUAAAGAACAUUACCCCACCGCAGGUUUGUGUAGUUCCCUGGCUAAGUGGGAAGCUGGCGACGUCAGCUUGGAUUCUUGGUAUUCAACCCUGAAUGGAACCUUCCGAGAAUAAAGAUCGUCCGAUGGAGACCGGAGUUUCCGAUGAGCUGCACAAGCCUCACGUGCCAUGGAUCCCCUCAGAUGGAAGUAGCAGCGACUCGAGCGCCGGGGACGACGAAUGGCGGCCGUGUCGCCGCAAGCAGACGCGCAAGGUCAACCCGCUGCGCUCUCAGGCGACGAAGCUGAUCUGGAAGCGGAGGAAGGCAGCUGCCCUGCUGCUGCAGAAGCAGAUGGCGCAGGAGAGUGGCGCCUGGUCGUCCAGUCGGCCGCAGGACUCGGCGUCCACGUCGUCUCUUGCUCAGGCGGCGUCUUUGGUGCCACCUACGCAGUCUGCUCAACGCCCCGCUGCGAGGGCAGUCAGCGGGCCCGGCCCCACCCCUCCUCCUCUUCAGGGGGUCAAGGCGAGCUGGCAGAGGCACCGCGUGGCCAAGCUGUGCCUAGCACACCAGAGGGACAGGCUCUCGAGGGUGCUGCUCUGCAGGGAAGCCAUUCGUUACCCGAUCUGCUGGUCAGAUACCACCCUGGGUUCGUCUUUACCCGGGAAGGGCUCCAAGUCGCCGCUCAAGGCCAAGAAUUCCGGCAAAGCGCCGAGGACUUCGUUGUCCACUUCGCCGAGGAAGGGCAAGGUGCCCCUCGAAGUUCGUCACGCCCAGCCUCUGGUGGACGCGUGGGGCAUGGUCCAAGGGGCGGGGCGAGGAGAGGAGCCCCCUUGCCACAACGGGGAGCUUGCCUGCCGCCCCAAGCUCUUCUCUUCCGCCGAGGACGGAGAGCCUCCUCCGGGGUACGAGAGGUUGCGGGGCCCGGGAAGGGAGCCGGGCGUCCCUUCGAGGCCCAAGCUGAGGCCAACGCUUUUGCGGAGGAAAAACGCCGUCGUAGCCUCGAAGAACACCCAAGUCGGGCAGUACUCGCCGCUGGGACCGUCUCCGCACCGAGGAGCCAAGAUGGACGCCGCCCCGACGAUGGUGGCGACGCGUGCCAUGCCGCGCAUGCUCAGCCGCGGAAACUAUGCCACCCACAGUGAACUUGCGGAACACGGCUCCGGUGUCCCCAUCUCCGUGGCUACGUCUGAGGCUGCGUCGACAGCCUCCUUGGAGGCUACGGCCGAAGCAGAGGCGAAGAUGUGUACCAAGCGCUCGCGAAUGUCGUUGGCGGCCAAGCUGCGCUGGGAGCAGCGUCGAGCGAAAAUGAACUUCGCAGCGACUUCGGCCGAUCGUAGGCAAGAGGCGCCGACGGCCGCACGGCAGGAAAUGUGCUGCGCCGUCGAGAUUAGCGUAGCAAGUCAGAGGCCCAAGGCAGUUGGAGGUCAUUCGAGGUCGUUGGGUGCGUGCAAGCUCCCCGCCAAGCUCCGCUUCAAACGGAGUAACUCUGCGGACUGUGCCAUGCCCGCCAAGCUGCGCCUGAAGCAGGAGCGACUGCUCCAGCAGCUGGAUGGACGCGGCGGAGAUGCCGCAAUGGCAAACGUCGCCCAAGUGGGCGACAGCUCUGCAAGUUUACCGACUGCCCCACGCACGGUCGCGGGGACCCCGAAGCCCGGGACCCCGAAGCCCGGGACCCCAAAGCCUGGGACCCCAAAGCUUGGGACCCCAAAGCCCGGGACCCCGAAGGCAGCGUCGGCAAGCAGCAUUCGACGGUCGGAGGCAAAGCGUCGCUGGUGGCAGCGUCUCAGGCAGCUCACCGCAGGCACCGGCACAAGCCGCGACGUGCCCGGGGAGUGCACGGCCGCAGUGCUGCACUCCUUCCCCAAGUUCCUGCAGGCAGAGUUGUUUGCGGAGGCCAAGCGCCGGUCGGACACUGAGGGCGCCAAAGAGGGAGUGGUGGCAGCGCCCUCUGGCAGCAGCAGCAGCAGCAGCCGGCGCUCUGCCGCCAUGAAGGAGAACUGGCGCAGGCGCAAGCAGACGUGGCUGUCGGCCGCAGCCGAAGCCCUAGCCGCAGCCAACCGGCCAACCAGCCUGGCCGGACAGCCUACCGGGGUGCGCCCGGUGGACCGUCUGGACUGCACUCUUCCGGCGCAGCAGAACGGACAGCGCCUGGCGCAGAGUCUGGCACUGUGGCGGUGUCGCCAGCGCCGCCGCCACGCCGUCUGCGGGCAAGUGUACGCCUCCGAGAGUACUUCGCUCUCAAAAGAGUACCUCAAGGGUUGGAGCCAAAAUGGCGGUGUGGCCCCUUCUCCCUGACUCCACAGUCAGCUAAAGGAUCAGGGGCGGUCGGGGCUCGCGGCACUACACUUCGCGUGGCCUGCACAUUGGGUCGAACAGCGACUCCUGCGACUGCCUGAUGGUGGG